CUUUACCUCUGAUCUGGGUUCAAUCCCUGUCACCUCAUAGGAUCCACAGAGCCCUGCCAGAACUGAUCCCUGAGCACAGAGCCAGGACUAAGACCCUCUGCACUUCACACAGGCAUAGACCAUGAAAAAGAAUGCCAUCAUUGACUUCAAGGCUUUGGAGAGAGAGUUGCAGGCUGCACUUGAUGCUGAUGAGAAAUACAAAAGGGAGAAUGCGGCCAAGUUUCGAGCAGUGGAACAGAGGGUGGCUUCCUAUGAAGAAUUCAGGGGUAUUGUCCUUGCUUCACAUUUGAAGCCACUGGAGAGAAAGGACAAAAUUGGAGGGAAGAAUACUGCACCCUGGAAUUGCCACUAUACUCUGGAAAGAGCCCCCGAGGAGGAGACCACUGAUUUCUCCCAGGAGAAACCGCCCUUCCAGCCCGAGACCUCGGCGGAGUUCUACCGCGACUGGCGGCGACAUCUGCAGGGUGGCCAGGAGCGCUACCAGGCUCUGCUGCAGCUCGGGGGCACAAAGCUGGGCAGCCUCUUCCGCACCGACGUGGGCUUCGGGCUCCUGGGGGAGCUGCUGGCAGCGCUGGCGGACCACGUGAGGCCAGCAGACCGGCCGCGGGUGCUGGACAUCCUGCUCGGCCUGGCCCACACGGGCCGCUUCGCCCUGAACCUCAGCCUCCUGAGCCCAGCCGAGCGGCAGAGUUGUCGGGGCUUGUUUCAGAAGCUGCAGGCCAUGAGCAACUCCGUCCCCGAGGUGGGGCUCAGCCAGGGGGAACGGGGUCCGGAGGGGCGGCAGCCUGGUGAGUUCUGGGAGGAAGACGGGCUCCUGCAAGAGCUGCUGGGGCUGUACCAAGUGGACUGACAAGACCAGCUGCCUUCAGCGGCCCCAGGGGUCACAGGAGGCAGUUUUUAGUCUGGGGCCUUGGAGUAUCCUGAUGGGACGGGUGGAAAGUGCAUGCCUCAUCCCUUCCUCAACUGGAGCCUUUCAGAGAAUAGAAUAAAACCUUCCCCACUUCUCCGACCCUUUAGCCACUUGAUGCUCAGAGCUGUGCAGGUCCAGGGAAGCCCUGGCAAUCAAACUCAUGAACCACCUCCGCCGCCACCAUAUAAGUUGAUCCUACUGGCCUUGUUCCAGAGACUCAAACAUAAAUCUCGAAAGAGAUCAACUAGCCACAAAAAAUUUCUUGGAUACAACCCAAUUAAAACUUGAACUCCAGGGGCCGGAGCAAUAGCACAGCGGGUAGGGCAUUUGCAUUGCAUGCGGCCGACCCGGGUUCGAUCCCCAGCAUCCCAUAUGGUCUUCCCAAGCACCGCCAGGAGUAAUUCCUGAGUG
Messenger RNA from Sorex araneus (European shrew), 1321 nucleotides. It is a transcript of the gene DNAAF19, whose product is annotated as coiled-coil domain containing 103. Lineage: Eukaryota; Metazoa; Chordata; Mammalia; Eulipotyphla; Soricidae. Gene Ontology annotation, cellular component: outer dynein arm. Bases 122 to 850 code for a protein of 242 amino acids. Gene Ontology annotation, biological process: determination of left/right symmetry; epithelial cilium movement involved in extracellular fluid movement; inner dynein arm assembly. The transcript is spliced from 4 exons. The record is from RefSeq and is a predicted model, not a curated record.